AUGAGUUCCAUUUAUGAUAUGGAAGACAAGGAAUUAGAGAGAUCCAAAAUUCAGAUAGAAACGGGAAGGAAACUAAGAGCUAAUGGUGAAGGACUAAAUCAAUCUUUUUUGAGCAUGUUCAAAGCAAUUACUACAUUGACGGCUAUCAAAGUAAAAAAUAAAAGCUGCUGUUCAGACGUUCAUCUCCAACUAGCUAUUGCUUGUAUCUUACGUUUUCUCUAUGCCCAUUAUACAAAACCUCAGUCAAAUGUUAUUUUGUCGAGAAGUUCCUUUGCUUUAUUCCAGGGCUAUUUGGAAACCAGAUUCUUUGAUGUGGUGAUCCAGUUGUAUGAAUCUAAAAACAUUCCUCUAGAGAAGAUGGCUAUACUGUGGAAAAAUAAAAGGCUUAAUCAUGCCUUUUGUUCUUCACCCAUACAUGAAGUGCUUAGAAGAAGUUUUUAUAAGCACUAUGGUGAACGUUCUGAGUCGGGUAGUUUAGAAAAAACUUGUAUGGCCGAAGUAACUGGGUUUAAUUGCAUGGACGAUCAGAUAAAGCAAGCUGCUUUUAGUUUGAUUUCCAGUACUCCUGAAGUUGAUGGGUCGAAGUUUCUUGCAUCCUAUCUUUACUAUGCCUUGUCUGAAAGUCUAGUUUCAACUGGAAAAUUAAUUGAGCAUUUCCCAUAA
Molecule: messenger RNA, 663 nt
Organism: Fraxinus pennsylvanica
Lineage: Eukaryota; Viridiplantae; Streptophyta; Magnoliopsida; Lamiales; Oleaceae
Source: the annotation of a GenBank genome assembly